Gossypium arboreum is the source of this 2456-nucleotide messenger RNA. Its product is annotated as transcription factor EGL1-like. The coding region runs from base 294 to 2180 and encodes 628 amino acids. The transcript is spliced from 10 exons. Lineage: Eukaryota; Viridiplantae; Streptophyta; Magnoliopsida; Malvales; Malvaceae. The record is from RefSeq and is a predicted model, not a curated record. Gene Ontology annotation, molecular function: protein dimerization activity.
GGCAAAUGCGUGGCAAUAAUUCUAGCAUAUAAGCUAACACAGAUCUUCAUAAACAGUAUCUCCUUUCUUCAUUUGUUUACAUCCUUUCUGUAUUUAUUUAUUUUAUUAUUCUGAACACAAAAUAGUAUAUCUGCAAAUAAUCCUUAGCCUGAAGUUUUGAGUAUAUCUGCAAAUAAUCCUCGCAAGUUCCUUUGCGUUCCCAUUUUUCCUCUUCCUUUCAACCUUCAUAGGAAACAGCAGCAGUGAGACCAAAACCCAUCUAGAUUUUGCUGUUUAGGGCUUUUAGCUUUGAAAUGUCUACUGGAGUUCAACAUCAAGAGAGAGUACCAAUGAACCUAAAGAAACAACUUGCUCUUGCUGUGAGGAACAUUCAAUGGAGUUAUGCAAUUUUCUGGUCCAUUUCAACUAGACAACCAGGGGUGUUGGAAUGGGGAGAUGGUUAUUACAAUGGAGAUAUAAAGACAAGGAAAACAGUUCAAGCUGUAGAACUCAACACUGACCAAUUGAGUUUACAGAGAAGUGAGCAACUGAGACAGCUUUAUGAGUCUCUUUCAGCUGGUGAAAGCAGUCCUCAAGCUAAAAGACCUUCAGCAGCAUUAUCUCCUGAAGAUCUUACUGAUACUGAAUGGUAUUACUUGGUUUGUAUGUCAUUUGUAUUCAACAUUGGCCAAGGAUUACCUGGAAGAACAUUGUCUAGUGGUCAACCUGUUUGGCUUUGUAAUGCUCAUUGUGCUGACAGUAAAGUGUUUGGUCGUUCACUACUAGCUAAGAGUGCAUCGAUUCAGACUGUAGUAUGCUUUCCGUUUUCAGGAGGUGUGGUUGAGCUCGGUGUGACUGAUUUGGUAUUGGAAGAUUUAAGCCUCAUUCAGCGCGUUAAAACUUUGUUCUUGGAUGAUCCACAGCCGAUUGUUUCUAACAGAUCGAUUCAAAUCGAUGGGAUGAACAACGAUCUUACUUGUCCUGCUCUUGAUCCUUUGAUCCUUGCCACCAAAUUGAGUCCAAUAUUAGGCUGUGAACAACUAGAAACAGUUUCUCCCGAUGAUAGUCCGGACGGCUUGGAGCCUAAGCAAUCAAGAGAAGAUUCAUUAUUGAUUGAAGGGAUAAAUGGUGGAGCUUCUCAAGUACAAAGUUGGCAAUUCAUGGAUGAAGAGUUCAGCAAUUGUGUUCACCAUUCCUUGAAUUCAAGUGACUGCAUAUCUCAAACCAUUGCGGAUCACCGAAAGGCCGUUCCUCUUUGCCAGGGAAAAAAUGAUAAUGGUUUGCAAGAUGUUGAAGAGUGCAAUCAGACUAAACUAACAUCUUUUGAUCGUCAAAACGAUGAUCGACACUUCCAUGAAGUUCUCUCGGCCUUAUUCAAGAGCUCACACCCGUUGAUUUUAGGACCACAGUUUCGAAACUCUAACAAGGAAUCGAGCUUUAUCAGAUGGCAGAAAAAUGGCUUGGUGAAGCCUCAAAAAGAAAGAGAUGAAACCCCUCAAAAGUUACUGAAGAAGAUAUUGUUCUCGGUUCCUCAUAUGCAUGAUAGAGGAUUGAUUGAAUCUCCUGAAACUAAUGCUGUUAGAGAUGCAGCUUGGAGACCCGAAGCUGAUGAAAUUUGCGGAAACCAUGUGUUAUCGGAGAGGAAGCGGAGGGAAAAAAUAAACGAACGACUUAUGAUAUUGAAAUCACUUGUCCCUGCAAAUAACAAGGCUGACAAGGUUUCUAUACUAGAUGUCACGAUAGAAUACUUACAAGCCCUCGAAAGAAGGGUUGCGGAAUUGGAAUCUUGCAGAAAGUUAGAAGCAAGAACGAAAAUCGAGCGAACAUCAGAUGACUAUGGCAAUAACAAAACUAACAACGGAAAGAAACCUUCCCUAAGUAAAAGGAAAGCCUAUGAUCUUGUUGAUGAAGCUGAUCAAGAGAUUGGCUAUGUUGCAUCUAAAGACGGUUCAACAGAUAAUGUUACUAUCAGUAUGAACAACAAGGAGCUUCUAAUCGAGUUCAAGUGUCCAUGGCGAGAAGGAAUAUUGCUUGAGAUAAUGGAUGCAUUAAGCAUUCUCAAUUUGGAUUGCCACUCAGUUCAGUCAUCUACCACUGAGGGGAUUCUCUCCCUGACCAUAAAAUCCAAGUACCAAGGAUCAAGUGUUGCAAAAGCAGGACCAAUCGAGCAAGCAUUGCAAAGAAUUGCUGGCAAGUGUUGAAGCUAUUUGUUCUAGAUUUUACCAGUUUCUUUUGUAAGAUCCCAUGUCAUAAGGUGCCAGAAGCAAGAAGAUUGAUCCUGCAUGCAAGUAGUAAAAGUAAAGGCAAUUAAACCUUGUUUGGAGCCUUGUAACAAAGCUUGACCGAUGACAUCAAUCUUUUUCACCAUGUAUUAACUUUGAGAAAUAUCAACUUUUCCUUGCAACUGUAACAGGAAAACAGCUUUGAGCAUUGUUUGAACAUGGAAACAGGAUUGUUAGGGGUUCGAAUUUCAACAA